AUGGCUUCAAAUAUGAUCCAAGCUGAGGGCUAUUCUCCCCUCAAAUUGACCAUGGUAUCCGAAAGACUCCCUGCUAUCUCUGGUUUGGCAAAGCAGCAAGGCAAGAUGAGGCCAGAGGCAUCAACCCAUGGUCAUGUCACCUUUCCGGUUUGCGGUAACCAUGGCAGAAAUCUUGAUGAGGACAGACUAUUGCAGUCUUACUUUUCCGUGUCGGAGGCACAAACAAUUUUGGCCACAAAGGAUCCUACCAGUGAAGUCCGAGGUAGAUCAAUCAUCAUAACUGGACCAACCUUCGGCGUCAAAUUUGUGGGCAAACCAAACGUAAUAAGAAUGAGUAGUUUGGGCUACACAAUUCAGCAAGAUUUGCUCGCAGCAGAAGAUGAACCAAACUUGAUUUCCCCACCCAAACUGUUAUACGCUAUUGGGAACAUCGUCAAAUGCAUCCGUCUGGCUCGUAUCCUGCGGUCAUUUCAAGAGAGUAGAGUCUUUGAAAAGAGUAUGCCAUGUGGUUGA
Molecule: messenger RNA, 513 nt
Organism: Mollisia scopiformis
Lineage: Eukaryota; Fungi; Ascomycota; Leotiomycetes; Helotiales; Mollisiaceae
Exons: 2
Coding region: 1-513 (170 amino acids)
Source: RefSeq, a predicted model, not a curated record